Suillus plorans is the source of this 1466-nucleotide messenger RNA. Its product is annotated as CobW domain-containing protein. NCBI's taxonomy places the organism in Eukaryota, Fungi, Basidiomycota, Agaricomycetes, Boletales, Suillaceae. The coding region runs from base 199 to 1362 and encodes 387 amino acids. The record is from RefSeq and is a predicted model, not a curated record. The transcript has 8 exons. Gene Ontology annotation, cellular component: cytoplasm.
UUCGGAAGCAGUAUCGUCACCAUCCCAUCGCCGGCGGCAACUUGAAGCUUUGCUCCCGUCUUCGUUCUACAACCUGAGUCCAUUGAUCCGCCCGACCAGUGAGCCACAUCUCCGUAUAUAUGGUCGUUCACUUUUCUCAAUACAUGAAAUCAGUCACUUGAAGCGAGUUCCAAAUUUAUAGCAUUCAAGAUCAAAGUCAUGGACUUCGAUGAUGACAUACCGACAUUGAUCGAGCACGAAGAUAAACAGCUCAUGCCUGAUUCUGCCUCGACUGGUCGAGUACCAUGCACAAUCAUCAGUGGCUUUCUUGGGGCGGGGAAAUCCACCCUGCUGAGGCGUAUUCUAACGGAGCAUCACGGGUAUCGAAUAGCCGUGAUCAUGAAUGAAUUUGGCGAUACAUCAAGCAUCGAAGCUAAAACCAUUAAUAUCUCUUCGGAAGAUGACCCGACAGCAGAGAAGUCACAGGAGCUCCUUGAGUUGGCAAAUGGAUGUCUAUGCUGUUCUAUCAAAGACGCUGGCGUAGCUGCUAUUGAGAAACUUAUGCAAAGGAAAGGCGCCUUUGACCAUAUUCUACUAGAAACUACUGGCCUUGCUGAUCCUGGCCCUAUAGCUUCUAUGUUCUGGCUUAAUGAAGAGUAUGCCACUGGUUUAGGUCGACAGAUUUCCUUGGAUGGCGUCAUUUGCGUCGUCGACGCUGUCUUUGGUCAACAGCAAAUGGAAGAAGAUCAUUCUGUCGACGGCGUUGGAGAAAGCCUCAGACAAAUAGCAUGCUCCGAUGUUAUUUUGCUGAACAAAGUCGACCUGACAUCGGAAGAGCAAUUGCGCUCGAUUGAAGAGCUCAUACAAAGGGUCAAUCCCUCCGCUCCAAUUCACCGAACUAUCCGCGGCCAAAUCGAUCUAGCGCAUAUAAUGAACAUCAAUGCAUACGCAGGGGGGGCAAAAGGGUUGCAAUCUGCACAACACCCACGUGGUGACAAUGACAACCAUGACCACGCAGGACACACCGUCUCCUCUAAGCACUACGAAUUGCGUGGUAUAUCUAGUCUACAGGUUACUCUUCCUACGUUAACCCGCCAUCGUCUCCAAGAACUAGACGAGUGGAUACGUACGGUUCUGUGGGAGAACCGAAUCCCGGACAAUUACCAUCAGACUGGACUAUCUGAACUCAAGGUUCUUCGUUGUAAGGGUCUUUUCGUGAUGGAAUCCGGGGAGCAGUACGUUCUACAGGGCGUGCAGAGUAUGUAUGACCUAUCCUUAGUAGAAGGGGAUGUUACAGGUAUUCCCGAUUCAGGGAAGUUGGUAUUGAUCGGGAAGGGUUUAGAUGACUCUGUUAGGCAGAGCCUCAAGAAAUUAUUAGUGUAGGGAGCUCAGUUUGUUACAUAUAUGCUUGGAAGACAACUUGGCAUUGGAGCGCUUCGCGAUUUCCUUAUCCGGAAACUCGCUUCCGAUGGUUCACCGGCCCGGGC